Messenger RNA from Colossoma macropomum (tambaqui), 2679 nucleotides. It is a transcript of the gene grb7, whose product is annotated as growth factor receptor bound protein 7. The record is from RefSeq and is a predicted model, not a curated record. Gene Ontology annotation, biological process: signal transduction. Lineage: Eukaryota; Metazoa; Chordata; Actinopteri; Characiformes; Serrasalmidae. Bases 260 to 1843 code for a protein of 527 amino acids. The transcript is spliced from 15 exons.
UCGCCCUUUGUUUUGUAGGCUGUUUUUUUCCAGGCGCCCCCUCCUAUUGCUUACUCACCUUUUGAUUUCCGAGUGACGACAUCCAGUGAUUGAACACCUCACCAGUUCACCUGCUGACACUCUCGUCACGCCCCUACAGGCAAGGCGUGCCCUCAGCAAGCGAAACCAGUGAAAUCACACACAACCAACAGGAUCUUCCUCACGCCAGCAGUGGGAAUGCCACACAGGACACCCUGAGCACUCACGAGCCUGUAGAGCGAUGCAGGUGGACCGCCGCUGGACGGAGGUUUUCAAGGACACUGUGGCUGAGACGAUUGUCAGAGACGAGCCAAGAGUGUCUCCAGCCAAGAGUGCCCUGAUGUCCAUGCAUCAAUUCACACCACGAUCACGGCCCCUGGCCAUCAGGAACAGCCUCAACUCUAAAGGAGAACUCAGACCUUCAUCUAUGCCCUCCAUACCUAAUCCCUUCCCUGAACUCUGCAGUCCCUCCCACUCCCCAGUUCGGGUUGGCUCCCUAGUGGGAAAUGCCAGAACCUCUGAGGAAGACACUCAUGUGGUGAGAGUGUUUGGAGAGGACACUCACAGUCGUUCAGUGCUGGUAUCGUCGGGGGCAACGGUGCGGGACGUGUGUCAUAUUCUGGUGCAGGCAGCUCAUUGCACAGACCAAGAGAACUGGGCUCUAAUUGAGCAGCACCCUGCACUAGGACUGGAACGCUGCCUGGAGGACCAUGAAGUGCUGGUGCAGGUGCAGUCCUCCUGGCCACAAGGUGGCGACACCAAACUGCUCUUUCGCAAAAACUACGCCAAGUACGAGUUCUUCAAAAAACCAGCGCAAUAUUUCCCAGAGAACAUGAUCUCGGACAGCACUGAUGCCAAGGCGGAUAUCAGCUCGUCUCAGCUCAUCCAGAGUAUGCUGAAGUGCGGUUCAUGUCCAGAAAUUCAGGGCUAUCUACAUGUUAGAGAAGCAGGGAAGAAGUCCUGGAAAAAACUUUACUUCAUUUUACGACGAUCUGGACUCUACUGUUCCAGCAAGGGGUCAUCUAAGGAACCUCGGCAUCUUCAGUGUGUAGCUGAUCUGGAGGAUCUCAGUGUGUAUACAGUGUGCAACAGUCGAAAACUCUACAGCUCUCCUAAAGUGCACACCUUUUGCAUCAAGUCUUGUAGAGACAGAUUUCGUUCUCAGGAUCUUAAGCUGCUGUGUGCAGAAAAUGAACAGUGCAGAACCUGCUGGAUUACGGCCUUCAGAGUGUUCAAGUAUGGGAAGCAGCUUCAGUGUAAUUACCUGUUAUCACAGACAAGUCCCAAACUACAGAUCCCUCCACGAAAAGACACCAAGUGGAAGGAGGGUGAGGAGUCAAUGGUAGCAAUGGAUUUCUCAGGGAAGAGUGGAGGACGAGUCAUCCUGAACCCUCAAGAGGCUCAGAGUGCAGAACAGGAGGAAGGCUACAAUUGGAGGAAGAGAGAGGCGCUACGCUACAGCCUACCAAGCAACAGUCAGGGAUCACGACCUACUGCUGUGCAUCAGAUUCAGCCUUGGUUCCAUGGUGGCGUAUCCCGGUCUGAAGCUGAGAGGCUUUUGGAGGAGCAGGGUCAGGUGGAUGGGAUGUUUUUGAUUCGGGACAGCCAGAUGCAUGCGCAGUGUUUCGUGUUGUCUCUGUGUCAUAAAUUAAAGACCAAGCACUACCUCCUCAUUCCUUGUGAGGAGGGCGGCAGACAGUACUACACAAUGGACGAUGGCGUCACUCUUUUUAUGGAUCUGCUGCAGCUGGUGGAGUUUCAUCAGAUUAACCGAGGAAUCCUUCCAGUGUGUCUCAAACACCCCUGCAUACGCAUCGCUCUCUGACCCUGACCCUUCAAACUGUGCCCUUUGUGCAAUUAAGCAUUAUACACUUAAAAUUCCAAACUACUGUGUGCAGACUGUUCUACGUCCCUGCCCCAGAGGUGCGGUCAAUUUUAAACAAGUUUUAUCCGUUUAUUUUCCACAGCUGUAAUAAAAGCUAUGGUAAACAGCUGAAUCUCCUGAGCUACAAAACCUAACAAUGUUUUUUUCACACUUGUUCUGAUCAUUUUCAGUUUGCAGACUCUUCAGGCAAGUUUCUGUUCACUUUCUGACCACUAGGUGAUGCUCUAAUGCAGUGGUCACUUAGAACUAAAAUAUGCCACAAAGAUAGAUCUCCAGGAAGAGGGUUGGUGACCACUGCUCUAAUUGUGUAAAUAGAGAUCGUAUUUCCAGCUCCAGCUCUGUGUAGUUCUUCCUGCUGCACAGUUUUAUGCUUUUGCUGCACCUCAGUCACAUCAUUAACUAAAGAUCAGGUCCCUCUGGAGCUGAAUCAGAUGUUAGAACAGGGCAAACUGUGGAUUGCAGGACUGUAGUCGGGAAGCAGUGGGCCCACAGAGUUGAAGCAAGCGUUGAGUGAAGAAUUUUGCACAAUGUUUUAGAUAUCAGAGAAGAAAAAAGCUUUUCUCUUUAAAAGGUAAUAUUUAUGAAUGUUGAAUUGUCUAUUGUAACUGUAGACUCCUAUGAAUAGUUUACAUUUUUGCUGCAUUUAUUUUAUAAAAAUGUGUUUUACCAUCUUAAUCUGCAGGCAGGUAUUUAAGUCAGUCUUCCAGUGUCACUUGGUUUUGUUUUUUUUUCUCUUAUGUAAUGUUGUUGAUUAAAUUUCACUGUAUUCUCUUACA